Trematomus bernacchii (emerald rockcod) is the source of this 10505-nucleotide messenger RNA. RefSeq names its product glutamate receptor, ionotropic, N-methyl D-aspartate 2B, genome duplicate b (gene grin2bb). The transcript is spliced from 16 exons. Gene Ontology annotation, cellular component: NMDA selective glutamate receptor complex; postsynaptic membrane; postsynaptic density membrane. The record is from RefSeq and is a predicted model, not a curated record. Gene Ontology annotation, molecular function: NMDA glutamate receptor activity; transmitter-gated monoatomic ion channel activity involved in regulation of postsynaptic membrane potential. Gene Ontology annotation, biological process: monoatomic ion transport; excitatory postsynaptic potential; long-term synaptic potentiation. Bases 929 to 6166 code for a protein of 1745 amino acids. Lineage: Eukaryota; Metazoa; Chordata; Actinopteri; Perciformes; Nototheniidae.
GGAGUUUUAUUUUAUUUUUUGUCCUUUCUUUCCUCCUCUCCACUCCUCCCUCCCUUUCACCAAACCAUAUCAUACCUGUCAGUCCCUCCUUGCCAUUUAAUUUCUAGCUGCUGCCAUCAGUUCAUUUUUUCCUCAUCCUACGCCUCUUUCUGUCUCUAAAGUCUGAUGUUAUAUGAACUUGGAUGAAUUUUCUUCAAAGACAACUACAAAUCUCCUCAUGAAUGACUCUUUUUUCCCCUUUUCCUUCUCUUUUGGUCCCUCCACACCCAUUUUCUUUGCAUCACACUCUUGCGGGAUUCUUAAAUGUUACUCUAGACUGAGGAAGAGGAAAACUGAUCAUCAACAUGACUGGCUAAAGCAAAGCGAAGGCAAGAAAGCCUAAGAAGAAGAAGUAAGGGAGGGAAGAAGAAGAAGAAGAGGAGUACGUACACACCCACUGCUGCUCAUCUUCUCAUCUCCACGGCAACUGUGUUCACACACUUGCAGACUUCUGGGAGGAGACCUUGGCGAGCUGCAUCACGAGCGUCGGAGGAAGAGAGUUGGAUGGAAAGAGACGAAUGAAACAGCGUCCCUUCAUCAGCCAACAUAUUUAGUUCACACGCACGCUGACAUUUUGAGUUGGCAGUCAACUUUAUAUGUAACAUCAUCAAGUAAUUAAGCGUCCUUUGUACAUAUUACUCCACUUUAAAAACAGUCACCCCUGCCUCCUCCAGACACAGAUAACUCCCCAACAUCCCACCCUCACCCAACCUAAAGAGCGCUCACCCCUCGCCCCUCACCCCUCGUCCUGCAGGACCCCACCUCAGGCAGCUCUGCGUGACUUCAUCUGUCUACCAUCCCUUCAUCCGAGGCUAUGAGAGGAGGAGUCGAAUCCCAGAUCACUCCAUCAUGCCAGUUCUGAAGAGCAGAGAGGAGAUCCGGGCUGGCAAUGUUCAAGGGACGGCAUUUACACUCCUUCACAAUGCUUGUCAGCCUCCACCCUUCUCCCUCCCGUCUUCAGGACAAGCACUUUGUCUCCCCCCCUUCCUCCACCCCCCCUCCUCCUCACCCAGACCAGUCCUCUCAUCAUCCUUAUCCCCAGCCUCGGCUGACCCUGCCCUUCCUCUCCUGGUCCUUCUCUCUGCUCCUCUUCUCCAUUCUUCUGCUGCCCGUCUGCGAGUCCCGCAGGGGUGGAGGUCCAGGUUCGGGGCCUGGAGGUGCCCAAGGGGGGGGAGGCGGCCAGAGGGGAGGCGGCACCCAGAGAGGGGUAGUCAUCCCGCCUCAAUACUCUCCAGCGAUACCGGGUCUUCCCCCCAUCAACCCCAAACUGAUCAACUCUCUCAGCAUAGCGGUCAUCCUGGUGGGAAACUCUAGUGAAGUAACUCUGGGGGCGGGGCUUGAGAAAGAGGACUUCCUGCACAUCCCUUACCCUCCCAAAGUGGAGGUGGUCACCAUGAACGAGACCGACCCCAAGAGCAUCAUCAAUCGGAUCUGUGCUCAGAUGACGAGGAACUCUCUGCAGGGCGUGGUGUUCGGUGACGACACGGACCAGGAGGCCAUCGCUCAGAUCCUCGACUUCAUCUCGGCCCAGACACACAUCCCCAUCCUGGGCAUCCGCGGGGGCUCCUCCAUGGUCAUGGCUGCCAAGGACGACAACUCCAUGUUUUUCCAGUUCGGUCCGUCCAUCGAGCAGCAGGCCUCCGUCAUGUUGAACAUCAUGGAGGAGUAUGACUGGUACAUCUUCUCCAUUGUCACCACAUACUACCCUGGCUACCAGGACUUUGUCAACAAGGUCCGAAGCACCAUCGAUAACAGCUUUGUGGGCUGGGAGCUGGAAGAAGUCUUCUUGCUGGACAUGUCAUUGGAAGACGGAGACUCCAAGAUCCAGAACCAGCUGAAGAAACUGCAGAGUCCGGUGAUCCUGCUCUACUGCACCAAGGAGGAGGCCAGCACCAUCUUUGAGAUGGCUCACUCUGUGGGCCUCACAGGGUACGGCUUCACCUGGAUCGUGCCCUCGCUGGUGGCUGGAGACGCAGACAUCGUCCCCGAUGUCUUCCCCACAGGGCUUAUCUCUGUGGCAUAUGACGAAUGGGACUACAACAUCGAGGCCAGGGUACGUGAUGCAGUGGCUGUCAUAGCCACGGCGACCUCCACCAUGAUGCUGGACCGGGGGCCGCACACCCUGCAGAAGUCCAGCUGCCUCGGGACUCCGGACAAAAAGGGCUCCAACACUGGCCACUCCAAGGAAAUACUGAAGUACCUCAUGAAUGUGACAUUUGAAGGCAGAAACCUGUCAUUUAGCGAAAAGGGUCACCAGAUGUUUCCCAAACUGGUCAUCAUUCUUCUCGACAAGGACAGACAAUGGGACAGGGUUGGCAAGUGGGAGAGAGGCUCCCUGACGAUGAGGUACCAUGUGUGGCCUCGCUUCGAGGAGGAGCGGGAGGACCACCUGUCCAUCGUGACUCUGGAGGAGGCGCCGUUUGUGAUUGUAGAGGACGUGGACCCGCUCAGUGGGACCUGCAUGAGGAACACUGUGCCGUGCCGAAAACAGCUCAAACUAACCAAUCAGACGGGGGAUUCGGGGAUUUACAUCAAGCGCUGCUGCAAAGGUUUCUGUAUCGACAUCCUAAAGAAGAUCGCCAAGGCGGUCAAGUUCACCUACGACCUCUACCUGGUCACCAACGGCAAACAUGGCAAGAAGGUUAAUGGGACAUGGAAUGGCAUGGUUGGGGAGGUGGUGUUGAAGAAUGCUCACAUGGCAGUGGGUUCGCUCACUAUUAACGAGGAGAGGUCACAGGUCAUCGACUUCUCUGUGCCUUUCAUUGAGACGGGCAUCAGUGUCAUGGUCUCCCGUAGCAACGGCACCGUGUCCCCCUCCGCCUUUCUCGAGCCCUUCAGUGCUGAUGUCUGGGUGAUGAUGUUUGUGAUGUUGCUGUUGGUGUCGGCCGUGGCUGUGUUUGUGUUUGAAUACUUCAGCCCAGUGGGUUACAAUCGCUGCCUGGCAGAUGGGCGAGAGCCCGGCGGUCCCUCCUUCACCAUCGGAAAGGCCAUCUGGUUGCUAUGGGGUCUGGUUUUCAACAACUCCGUCCCCGUGCAGAACCCCAAAGGUACCACCAGUAAGAUCAUGGUGUCAGUGUGGGCCUUCUUCGCUGUCAUCUUCCUGGCCUCCUACACUGCCAACCUGGCCGCCUUCAUGAUCCAAGAGGAGUAUGUGGACCAGGUGUCGGGCCUGUCAGAUAAAAAGUUCCAGAAUCCAAACGAAUUCUCACCGCCGUUCCGGUUCGGCACGGUGCCCAACGGGAGCACAGAGCGCAACAUCCGCAACAACUACCGGGACAUGCACACUUACAUGACCAGCUUCCACCAGAAGAACGUAGACGAAGCGCUGUACAGUCUGAAGAGCGGCAAACUGGAUGCCUUCAUCUACGACGCUGCGGUGCUGAACUACAUGGCGGGCCGAGACGAAGGCUGUAAGCUGGUCACCAUCGGCAGCGGCAAGGUGUUUGCCUCCACCGGCUACGGCAUCGCCAUCCAGAAAGACUCCGGCUGGAAACGAGCCGUGGAUCUGGCCAUCCUCAUGCUGUUUGGAGACGGUGACAUGGAGGAGUUUGAGGCUCUGUGGCUGACGGGCAUCUGCCACAAUGAGAAGAACGAGGUGAUGAGCAGCCAGUUGGACGUGGACAACAUGGCGGGCGUCUUCUACAUGCUCGGGGCCGCCAUGAUUCUGUCAUUACUCACUUUCAUCUGUGAACAUUGGUUCUACUGGCAGCUGCGUUUCUGCUUCAUGGGCGUGUGCACGGGACAGCCCGCGGCCACCUUCACCAUUAGCAGAGGUAUCUGGAGCUGCAUCCACGGGGUACAAAUUGAGGAAAACAAGUCAACCAUUGACUCGCCCUCAGCCACCAUGAAGAAGAACAUGAACAACACCCACUCCAACAUCCUGCGGCUGCUCCGCACGGCUAAGGACAUGACUGCCGUCCCGGGCGCUAACGGCUCUCCACACCCGGCGCUGGAGUACAGCCACAGCGCGCGUGAAUCGACUAUCUAUGAUAUGCAGGAGCACCGGCGCAGCUUGGUAGGUCACCCUGCCGACUGCAAGACAGCGCCUCCCUACCUGCCAGAGGACAACAUGUUCAGUGACUACAUCAGCGAGGUGGAGAGGACUUUUGGGAACUUGCCCCUGAAGGACAGCAACCUGUACCAGGACCAUUACCUGCACCACCACCCGGCCUCGGCUCUGGGUAUGUCCGGCCCCGCGCCUAACAGGCCGCGUAGCUUAGGCAGCACUAGCUCGUUGGAAGGUGGCAUGUUUGAUUGCGACAGUUUAGGGGGAGGGGUAGCGCCCAUCUUCACCACCCAGCCCCGCCCAUCCAUGACUCACAGGAAUACCAAUAAGUUCGACCUGAUUGCCGGCCACGCCCCUGCGGACUCCGACCAGGGUGGGUUCAAGGGGAACAAUGUGUACGGGAGGUUUUCUUUCAAAGGAGGCGCAUCCAGCACGGGGCUCAUCGGGGGUCAUGACCGGUACUGUGGUGGGGGUGGGGCAGGCUCAGGGGGGGAUGAUGGGAACAUUCGCUCAGACGUUUCGGAUAUCUCAACGCACACUGUCACCUACGGCAACCUGGAGGGCAACAACAAGCGGCGUAAGCAGUACAGGGACAGCCUGAAAAAGAGGCCAGCUUCGGCCAAGUGCAGACGGGAGCAGGACGAGAUAGAGCUGAGCGGCCUCAGGAGGAGAGCCCACCACCACACCGUCCACCACCACUUCCCCCACGGGCCUCAGGCACACCGCACGGUCUCACCUCCCCUGGAGCGGAAGAGAGGAGGAGGAGGGGGUAAUUCUUCACCUUUCGUAUUCCGCAAAGAAAAGGAGAACCUGAGGGAUUUCUAUGCGGACCAGUUCCGCUCCAAGGAGGGCAAGGCCCAGUGGGAGCACGAGGGUGGAAGUGGAGGAAGCGGUGUGGGCGGUGGUAGUGGUGGUGGUAUCUGUAAGAGCUUAGUUCCUGUAGAAGACUUCCUCAAAGGUAAAGGCAAGAAGCCGGAGUGUAAAGGUGGGCUCGGCACAGUGUCGGCAGGGCAGCAGGCCCACACCUGCUGGGAGAAGGGGGUCUCUGGGCUAGGAGGGGGGGGCAUAGCAGGGGGUGACUGGGAGUGUCGUAAUAGCCACAAUGUGUGUCACCACGGAGGGGGUGGCGCUUGCCCGGCUAACGGGGUUGGGGGGAGCAGCAGUCGCCCCAGCUCCGCUAGCUGCAAACGCGGCGACUCCUGUAAGGUCCCGCCGGGAAACCUUUACAACAUCAGCGAGGACAACAACAUGGUGUUCGCUGCAAGGAAGAGUAGCGUGGGACCGGCCCAACCUCAAACUCAGGCGCAGCGCAGGAAGCUAGGGCCAGGGGGGAGGGUGUUACGGAGGCAGCACUCGUAUGACACAUUUGUGGACCUGCAGAGGGAGGGGACGGGUCGCAUGGGAGGGGUUGGCGGAGGCGUUGGGGGGCCUUAUGCCCAGCCUCGGAGUGUGAGCUUAAAAGACAAAGAUCGCUCCAUGGAGGGCCCCAGCCCUUACGCUCACAUGUUUGAGAGGUAUGCAGGGGAGUCUUCCAUGUUCGGAGGAAUAGGCGGGGAUAGGGCGAAGGGAGGCUCGUCCUUCAGCUUGUUCCGAGAAGGUGGGUUGCAUCAGCGGUCGGUGGGGGAGAGAGACCUGAGGGACAGAGAUAGAGCUAUGUCAGGAGGUGGUGGUGGCAGCAGAGGGGCCGGGACUUACUCCUUGUCUAAAUCUCUCUACCCAGAUAAGGUGAACCAGAACCCCUUCAUCCCAACCUUCGACGACGACCAGUGUCUAUUACACGGCGGCAAACCGUACUACAUCAAAAAGCCACAGACGCAGCAACAGCAGCAGCAACUUCUCAACAACAGCCGGGGAGGAGGGGACUUCCGCGGCUCCAUGGGAACGACUUCCUAUUUGCCCGCGUCCGCCACAGCUGGGGUGAUGUCCAAUGUGGCCCCCAGGUUCCCCAACGAUCUGUGUCUGGGCGGGGUAGGGGGGCCCAUGGGGAACCACCACGGGGCCAGCAAGCUAAUGCCUGUGGCCAGGGACACUUUGGGUUUGGGGCCGGGGCAUAGACCCUUCAACGGUGCCAGCAAUGGACACGUUUAUGAAAAGCUCUCCAGCAUUGAGUCAGACGUCUGAGGGUGAGGCAGAAAGAGAGGGAGAAGAUGAAGUGGGUGAAGAAAAGAGGGGGAGAAACACACAGAUGCUGAUGACCUCUCUGUGUGAGGAUGAGGAGACACUAUACUGUGUGUGUUGUUCUCCGAUAAAUGGGAAUGUAAUUUGGACGAUGCACAGAGGCCGCUGCAGGCUAAGCUGUGAAGUCCGGCGGGAGACAAGUUUUUAAUGAGAAGAGAGGAUUCUGGUGCUGCUCCAACGCUCAGAACGGUUGGGAGGGAGGGGGAAAAGUGAAAUCAAAUCUCCAGUCUCUGCUCUCUUCACGUGCUCAUUGUCUUUCCCUCCUUCCUGCAGUUCCUUAACGCCAAAACAAACAUUUUGUUUGACAGAAAUACAAUCAUGAAUGAGAAAUCAGCACUUCUGUUGAAGUAACAGGGUAAACUAAUAAUAAUUGUAUUGAUAAUGUUGAUAAUAUUAUUGAAUAUUAUUCCAGUGUUUAAUGAUGAUCGGUUUGGAUUGUUUUUUCAAUUUUAUUGAUUUAAAUAGUUCAUGUUACAUAUUUGUAUGAUGUUAAUUAUUUCUUAGCUUACCAAUGUUACAGGGGACUGGUAGACUUUUUUUGGGUUCCUGUAAUUUGGACUCUUCUUUGCUAUUUAUUCUUCAUGUUUGAUUUUCUUUUUUACUUUUCUUACUCUUGAGUGCUGUGAAGUGUAUGUGAAAGGCAUGACUUGCUGAGUACAUUCUAUGUACUUAUACAUUUGCAAAGAAGGUAUUUUUUUCAGCUGCAGAAGCAACAUCAUCAUACUGAUUUGCCGUUUCCUCUCCUUUUUUCUGCUCGGCAGUACCAAAUGGGUCUCACAUUUUGAGCUGGACGUGCCUUAAAGGAUAACUACUGAUUUUGUACACACAAGGUCUGUUCUGUUGGUAGACAGAUCCACCUGCAAACAAUUAGUCAAAUUGAUUUAAGUGUGAAAAUACACCUGAAGAAGUCUGAUGAGGGUUUCAUAAGCAUAACAGACUUUUAGGCAUUUGACAGAUGUAAUAAAGCAGAAUUUGCCGCCGUAGAGGAAGCUUCAAUUCCUGCAUUUGUCCCAAUCAAUAGCAGGAUUACAAGGGUUAAAACCACAGUGCCAUAAUAAACAAAACAUUCCUGUUUUCCCCAAAAGUGCAUGAGAAAAAAUAAGAGUUGAAAAUAACGGGGGCUUCUUUUUCUAUUAUCUCCACCAUUCAACUAAGUCCUUGAAUUACAAAGAAGUUCAACUAGCUUCAUCACUCCUCACCUCCUCAGUUCACAACUGGGACCCAGGAUCCGACUGUCCAUUAAAAACAUGUAAAUCACAUUUAAUAUUCUCUUGUUGCUCUCAUCACGUCUCACUUGGUCCAACUCAAUCGGCCGUGACAGUUUGCUGCUCAGGACAGGCACAUAAUGGACUCAGAGCGAGGCCUCUGUUGCUGCGAUGAGCUGCAGUAAUGUUAAUUAUUUCACGAUUACAGCUCUAAGCCCUGCCUGCUGUAUUAGAUGGUCCCAUCUGAAUAAUGAGGGGGGGAACAUGUCCACUCUGCUGGUGUAAAAGACCACAGGAAACUGGUACCUAGUCCCAAAUGAUCUCUUGAUUUAUUCUUGCAAUUACUCAUAAAUAAGUAAUUCUACCUUUUAAAAUGGGGUUUUUUGGUACAUGCAACUGUGCUCCCAAUGAUGCUACUUAAUAGUUUUUCCCUGAUAAUUUGACAUUUUGGGGAAUGCACUGAUUUGUUUGCUUGCCAAGCUUUUAAUGAGAAAAUCUAAACCAAUCUCUUACAAUGCAACAGCCAGCAGUCAGUAAGCUUAGCUUAGCAUAAGGACUGGAAACAGAGGGAAACAGCUAGCCUAGCUCUGUCCCACAAAACAGCAUCCACCAACCAUUGCCUUAAAGGUUAUUAUUUAAGGUCCAGUGUGUAGGUUUUGGUGGCAUCUAGCAGAUAAAGAGCUUCGGAGAACCAGUGGCCUUCAGGUAAUAUAAAAAAGGUAAAAAGGCCCUCUCUACAGCCUGAGUUUAGUUUGUCCGUUCGAGCUUUUUUGAAACAUGGCAGACGCUGAAACAGCUCAGCUACCUAGAUACCAAGGGCUCAUUAAAAGGUAACGAAGACACAACUAUUCUUAGUUUCAGGUCCUUUUACACUAAUUAAACAUAGGUAUAAACAUUAUAUAUUACUUUUCUCUCUGGAUAUAUCUUUUUGCUUUAAUCCAUACAAAAACUGAAGUGUAACGAUGAUAUGUUGGAGGCUGUGGGACUUUCUCAAAGUUACCGGUAAAGGAAUAGUCCACAAAACCACAACUUGUUUGAUACUUUUGUUUGAGUUAUUUACAGAUUAAACAUAGGAGAUAUAAAGAGCUAGUGUAUAAUUGGGAAGGUGUGAUGUGUUCCCCCUGUUUCCAGUCUUUCUAAGAAGCUACGCUAACAGGCCACUGCUCCUGAAUUAUUAUUUAAAAAACUGAUAUUUGAUGAGUGGUAUCGAUCUCAGCUAUCUCAACAAAGAAAUACACUGUAUUGACUUUUUCUUACAUUUCGAAAAGAUAACCUGGAUAAUAUAAGACUUUCAUCAUAUUAUAAGUCUUUCAUCAUAUUAUCCCUUUCAUCAUUUUGCCCAGCGUGUAGCUGAAACUCACAUUCAACAGAACAUAAAGAAUAAUUUCACAAUGUUCUGUAACACUGAUUUCCCCCCCCCCCCCCCCCGCUGGACCAUAAUCUGUUUCACAUGCUGAGAUUUUAAUGAAGGAAAUAAUUUGCCCUCAAGUCCUCUGGGAUCCUGUGUGAAUUGUGUCAGAUGCAGACGUGAGGAGAAAAAAAGAAAGAGGAAGUCAGCAGAAAGUGAAGCAGGUGGCACAUUUAGUAAAAAGCAUCACCUUUCUAACUGAUGUUGUUUCAUGAUCAAAUGGCGGCUCCCAAAUUCACAACAUCAGACACAAAAGUCAUCUCUGCUUUGAAACUGACAAAUAGUAAGAUUUGGUUUAAGCCUUUCACCACCAUUAAAUAUUAUCAAUCACAAUUGUAAACUUCUAUUCCCCACUCCCAGUUAUUUAUUGUCAGAUAAACCAGACAUUUAGUCACUCUGCCAAACCAAAUUUAGAAACCUAAGCACAAUCUGACUGGAUUUAUUUAGUUUGUUGAACAUCCCAGUCUAAACUUUAGAAGACUUUCCUUCUCUAGGUUGACAAGUCAGUAUGUAUGAUACUAGGGGGUCUCUAGUGUUUGUGAGGACUUGCAUGUAUACACUCUUCUUUAUUUCAGUUUUUUAAUCUUAACUUUUAGCCCAGAAAAAUGGGUGUUUUUGAACAAUAUUUGGAAUUUUUAUCAAUUUAAUUGGUACUGAUGAUCCAUGUAGUACUGUAGGUGUGUGUGUGUGCGUGUGUGUUUGUGCAAGAUAGGACACCAAUCUCAACAGUCAAAGUUUUUAGUUAUACUUUAAUACAAAUUGCUAAAUUAAGUCAAGAUUACACUAGAAAAUAUAUUUAUAAAUCUUCUACAAGGAUCAAUUUUCUUGCUAGUUGGUGUAAAUGCUUUUAACAAGGUUGAGGUCUUGAUUAAUUCAUCGUCACUGAAGAAGCCUUUUCAUCAUUUCAACUACUUUCCUGGUAUUUUCCUUUGAAUAUCAUAAUUUCCGUUGUUGUAUGUGCCUGAAUACAUACGCUUAAUUACCUCUGUGUGUGCUCAUAUGGGAGAGAGACAGAGUGUGUGUGAGAGAUAACUGUUAAUUGUACAUGUAUUAUGAAACUGUAUGUAAAUACUUUACCUCACGCUCAUGGACUUUUGAUAAAAACUGUACAAAAAUGGCAAUGAAUAGAUCUAUUUGGGAUAAAUCUUUGAUUCGUUGGUCCCCACGCAAAACUGCUUUUGUAAUGACUUCAGGCCAGGAUACGUGCAAUCGUUUAUUGUGCACAUUUAAUGCGUCAUGGUUUGUUAAUGUGAUUUUAUUUCUGAUUUGGUUUGGUCAAAGACCAGCUAAGAAGGUUGUUUUCUCAACGCACCAUUACUAAGUGUCCCACAGAAAGCACAAUCGAAAAUGUAUCGCAUUUUUACUGAGGUGUUCUUUUUUCUUUCCUCUUUGGCUAAUCUUCUGUUUUUGUGUUUCUGUGCCACAGAAGAAUCGAACAACUCCACCCCUGAACUGUACAGAUUGUGAAAAAUGUACAUAGGACAAAAAUCUAGUUCGAACUCGCAUUUUUUGUAUGGAGAGAAAUUACUUGUGUGAAGAGAGUAUUUCAAAUUUGAUUGAAUAUUUAGUAAUAUUGAAAAUGAGAUUAAACGCAGUCAAUGUGAAAAUAAGUGCUGAGAAAUAUUAUUCUUCUGUCUCUUUGGAAUAAAAGUGUUGAGUAUUAAUAAAA